Mus caroli (Ryukyu mouse) is the source of this 4643-nucleotide messenger RNA. RefSeq names its product multimerin 1 (gene Mmrn1). The record is from RefSeq and is a predicted model, not a curated record. Gene Ontology annotation, molecular function: protein binding; calcium ion binding. NCBI's taxonomy places the organism in Eukaryota, Metazoa, Chordata, Mammalia, Rodentia, Muridae. Gene Ontology annotation, biological process: negative regulation of cell migration involved in sprouting angiogenesis; negative regulation of vascular endothelial growth factor receptor signaling pathway.
CUUCUCAGAGGUCCCUCACCACAUCCAUUGAUCCAUCCUAGGAGGGUCACAGAUCGCAGAGCAACCACAGAAACAGGAAAAUGAACUUCCUGAGUGCACUGCAAACACAGAAACCUGUUUCCUUUGCGCACAUCAAAUUGUCAAAACCCAAUUUUGAAACUUUGAGUACGGAAUUGGCUAUCAGACAGGCUGGAAGAACUUCGUCUCUCGAUUCCACAUGAAUUUUUGUGCCUAAAUUUACUGCCAUGCUGGGACUAAAGUUUUUUGUCCUGCUUUCUAUUUUAUGGGGCAGGGUCUUCAGUCUUACCAACACUCAGCAUUCAUGGACUGCGCCUAAUGAUGAAGACUCCUCACUGACCCCGAACUCCGCUUCAGCUUCUGUAAGUGAAAUACUGAGCCUCCAAGUGCUCUCGGCCACUCAGAACCCCUCCACUCAGGGUCCUGCAGCUGCUGAGAGAUCUUCUGAAGACGAUGUUCUCCUACAGUCAACAUCACAGCCCUCUGAGACAAGCACCCCUCCCGAGGGGAGAAGCCAAACACCCAUACCCCUAGAGAAGACAGGGACAGCAGUGGUAUCCCUGCCUCUCUCUCUUCAGGACAAACCCAGCAUCAAGCCCAGCACCGGAGCAGGAACAGUCAUGCUUGCUAACGCCACGCUGAAAUUCCUUCAGAGUUUUUCCCGAAAGUCUGAUCAACAAGCAGUCUCCCCUAAGUCGGCUGGAGACAUGGGAAACAGGUCUGCGAGGGAAACACACCUCAGGAGAAGUGACAACAGCAGAAAUCAAAGACCCAGCUAUCAAAAACCCAGUUUUGAAACAACUAGAGGGAAGAAUUGGUGUGCUCAUGUACAUACCAAGUUAUCCCCGACAGUGAUACUGGACACUGGCUCUCAUUUACCAAGUGGGAGAGGUUCUUGUGGCUGGUACAGCAGUGGACUCUGUUCCAGAAGAUCUCAGAAGACAUCCAAUGCUGUCUAUAGAAUGCAGCAUAAGAUUGUCACCUCAUUAGAAUGGAGAUGCUGUCCUGGAUACAUAGGUCCAAACUGUCAGCUCAAAGUGGAAGAACAGCAGCAGCUCGCACACAGUAACCAGGCUGAAAGUCACACCGCUGUUGACCAAGGAAGAGCCCAGCAGCAGAAGCAAGACUGUAGUGACCCAGCCAUGAUUCAAAAACUGGCAGAGCAGCUGAGCCAGCAGGAGAGGAAGCUGACGCUUCUGCAGAAGAAGGUUGACAAUGCUUCUCUGGUGGCAGAUGACAUGAGGAAUGCGUACCUCUCAUUAGAAGGGAAAGUUGGGGAGGACAACAGCAGGCAAUUUCAAUCUUUUCUAAAAGCUCUAAAAUCAAAGAGUAUUGACGAUCUGCUAAAGAACAUCGUAAAAGAACAAUUUAAAGUCUUCCAAGAUGAUAUGCAGGAGACAACUGCCCAGAUCUUCAAGACUGUGUCAAGUCUAUCAGAGGUCUUGGAAAGUACCAGGCAGGCAGUUCUACAAGUGAACCAGUCCUUUGUUUCAUCAACAGCCCAGAAAGACUUUGCUUUCAUGCAAGAAAAUCAGCCCACGUGGAAGGACAUCACAGAUCUAAAGAACAGCAUCAUGAACAUCAGGCAGGAAAUGGCCUUGACCUGUGAGAAGCCUGUCAAGGAACUGGAAGCAAAGCAAGCUCAUUUGGAAGGAGCACUAAGACAGGAGCACUCACAGAUUGUUCUGUACCACCAAUCCCUCAAUGAAACUCUCUCUAAAAUGCAGGAAGCACACACACAGCUGUUAUCAGUUCUACAAGUAUCAGGAACAGAGAAUGUUGCCACUGAGCAAUCCCUCAACAGUAAUGUCACUAAGUAUAUAUCUGUGCUACAGGAGACAGCAAGCAAGCAAGGUCUGAUGCUGCUGCAGAUGCUCAGUGAUUUGCAUGUCCAAGAGAGCAAGAUCAGCAACCUUACCAUCCUUUUGGAGAUAGAGAAAGAAUCAGCCAGGGGAGAAUGUGAGGAAAUGCUAUCUAAAUGCAGGCAUGACUUUAAAUUUCAACUCAAGGACACAGAGGAAAAUCUGCAUGUGUUAAAUCAAACACUGUCUGAGGUUAUCUUUCCCAUGGACAUCAAGGUGGAUAAAAUGAGUGAGCAGCUGAAUGAUUUGACAUAUGACAUGGAGAUCCUCCAGCCUUUGCUGGAGCAGAGGUCGUCGCUUCAACAACAGGUUAUACGUGAGCCAAAGGAAGCCACAGUUACUCGAAGAGAGCUACAAAACCUGAUCGGUGCCAUCAACCAACUGAACGUUCUUACCAAAGAACUUACAAAAAGACACAACUUACUGAGAAAUGAAGUGCAGAGCCGUGGUGAAGCCUUUGAGAGACGCAUCAGUGAGCAUGCCUUAGAAACAGAAGAUGGCCUAAAUAAGACAAUGACUGUUAUAAACAAUGCCAUCGAUUUUGUUCAAGAUAACUAUGUGUUAAAGGAGACUUUUAGUGCUAUGACAUAUAAUCCCAAGGUUUGUGAGUGUAACCAAAAUAUGGACGAUAUUUUAACAUUUGUUUCUGAAUUCCAGCAUUUGAAUGAUUCUAUUCAGACUUUGGUCAAUGACAAAGAGAAGUAUAAUUUUAUUUUGCAAAUUGCUAAAGCCCUUACAGCAAUUCCUAAAGAUGAGAAACUAAGCCAGUUAAACUUUCAAAAUAUUUAUCAACUAUUCAACGAAACCACUUCCCAGGUGAACAAAUGUCAGCAAAACAUGAGUCAUUUAGAAGAAAAUAUGCUUUCAGUAACAAAGACUGCCAAAGAGUUUGAAACUCGUUUGCAAGGCAUUGAAUCUAAAGUGACCAAGACACUCAUACCUUACUAUAUUUCAUUUAAAAAAGGUGGCAUCCUAUCAAAUGAGAGAGAUGUUGAUCUUCAGCUGAAGGUACUAAAUACCAGAUUUAAGGCACUAGAAGCAAAGUCCAUCCAUCUUUCCGUGAGUUUUUCUUUGCUUAAUAAAACUGUCCGUGAGCUUUCAAUGGCAUGCCGUAAUGCUUCUACAGGUAGCUGUGGACAGAAUGCACUCAUACCCAUGUGGACCAAAGGCUCACUGCCAGGCAGUCAGAGUUCUCAGAAAAGUCUGACAGAACUUGUGGAAUUGAUAGUUGAAAUUAAAACUCAAGCCGCCCUAUCUAAUUUAACUUGGAAUGUUGACCGAUUGUUAUCUGACACUCUGGCAAAUAUUGUCAAGCCUCAAAAGCAGAUAAAAUUGCAGAAGAAACCCAACACACUUAAGAAAACAGUGAACAUGACCACCAUUCUGAUAGGCCGAACACAAAGGAACACAGACACCAUUAUACAUCCUGUAGCACAGGAACAUUCCAGCUGCAGCAGCUUCCCUUGCCAGAAUGGUGGCACGUGCAUCAGCGGGAGAUCCAACUUCAUCUGCGCUUGCCGGCACCCAUUCAUGGGUGACACUUGCACCGUGAAGAUCACGGAAGAUAAUGCAGUAGCACCAGAUUUUUCCAAAGGAUCAUACAGAUAUGCUCCGAUGGUGGCGUUUUUCGUAUCUCACACUCACGGAAUGACGGCACCUGGUCCUAUCCUGUUCAAUGAUCUAAGCGUCAACUAUGGGGCCUCAUAUAACCCAAGGACUGGCAAGUUCAGAAUUCCAUACCUUGGAGUGUACAUAUUCAAAUACACCAUUGAGUCAUUCAGUGCUCAUAUUUCCGGUUUUUUUGUGGUGGAUGGAGUAGACAAACUUAGAUUUGAGUCUGAAAAUGCUGACAAUGAGAUACACUGUGACAGAGUUUUGACUGGGGAUGCCUUAUUUGAAUUAAAUUAUGGACAGGAAGUGUGGUUGCGACUUGUAAAAGGAACAAUUCCAAUCAAAUAUCCCCCUGUGACCACAUUCAGUGGUUACUUGUUAUACCGCACCUAAGUUUGUGUGAGAGGUAGACUCUCACCUCUCUACUCCAGCAUUCUCUCCUUUUCAUUUAUCCUUGUAUGCAUAUCAGCUCUGUUGUAGUAUUUCUACACUAAAUGAAAUAUGUCAUUGAAGAACCUGAAUGUUUAUUUCACAAAAUGAUUUGUAUGUCCUGUGCAGAGGGGGUCCUUUCUCCUAAGGAGACACAGAGGCAUAGAAACCCAAUGUGACCAUUACUCACAAGCAUGUGUCUGCCACCCCGGGAAUGCCUACCUGUGCUCCUUUCCUGUGAGUCUUUCCAGUGUAGAAUAAAAUGUCACAGCAGAUUUCCCAAAGAAUCUUAAAUUUUGUUAUAUUCUGUAUUUAUAGCCCUAGAAAAGAAUCUCCUAAAAUAACAAACUUAAAUAAAUAAUUCAAAGAAAAAAUCCCAUUUUUUAACUUCUAAUUUUGCUUUACUGUUGAGUUGAUCAGUUUUAUAAAAUAAAUUUGCAUUUGUGUUCAAAACUAAGAAAAGUAAAUUAUAAAUAUGAAGUAUGCUUAAAUAUUAUCUUUGCAAAAUUGGAAAAUGGAGACAUAACUAAUGCCUAUUUAGACAUUUUACAUCUAAUUUUGUGUAUGCUACUUCUCUGCCUCUAUUAGAUAACAUGUGCAUGAAGACAAGUACAACACUUUUCUAUUCAUAUUCUUCUAUUAUACUGUUGUGGGGAAAUUUGGGUUUCCUUUUGUGUAUUCUUGCUCUUAAUAAUAAAGGGAUUUAAAGAUAGGCUCUGAGGG